This is a messenger RNA of Adelges cooleyi (spruce gall adelgid), 3051 nucleotides long. RefSeq lists its product as uncharacterized. The coding region runs from base 1411 to 2868 and encodes 485 amino acids. The record is from RefSeq and is a predicted model, not a curated record. Lineage: Eukaryota; Metazoa; Arthropoda; Insecta; Hemiptera; Adelgidae. The transcript is spliced from 4 exons.
GUACUAUAAGUCGACUUGCUAAAAGCAAAAAAUAUGAAGUCGUUUAUACAAUUGUUUAUUUUAUUCUCCAUAAUAUUAGCCGGUCUAUUGGUUUUUUCCGACGGUUCGUGCCAAAUUAUGCGCCGUCCGGUCAAGGUGGACGAAGACAAGGACGUCUGGUUGCAAAUGCCAAACUUCCUGAUGGGAACCGUAGAGACGAAGUUAAGGGAUAACAAUAUAUGUAUCAAAGGAGUACACGUAUGCAAAAUCAAACACAGGGACAACCGUCGUCGCGUGGUACACAUGAUAUUUGAACAAGUUGCUGAAGAAGUGACGAAUAUGCUGGAUUUGUUCACUGGCAUGGUAAUCCAGAUGAUCCGGCUAAGAGAAAACUUUAUUUCUUUGGAAGAUCUUCUGAGCGUCAUCCAGUUGAUGGUGUUGAGAUUAAACACUUGCCUGGAACAUCUGUACGACAACGGAGUCAACGUCACUCAAGCCCUAGACAGGUACCUGUUUCUCAGGGACAUCAUGUUCGUAUACCAAGCCGAGUACGAAACCGACAAGUAUGGAGACGAUUUUCAAGAAAAAGUUUUGGACUUGAUCAAGAAGAAGACAAACAUCGAAUGGCUUCCGGUCGGUGGCGAGGACGUACCGCCAAAAACUUACUUAGGUAUGAUGGUCGAAGCGAAAACGAAAAUCAUCAGCUAUACAACGUUCUAUAAUGCAUGUUUUGGCUGUGGCUGGUUGAACACGGACAGACUCAAGUGGAAGACCCUGAUGAAAUCCCAAUCGAUCUGGGCGGUUACCGUUCAGCACUUGGUGUUCUCGGUGAACGGCAAAAGUCUUCGCCAGAGAUACGACGAAACGGCCGCCGAGGUGGACUCGACCAAAGUCAUAGCCUUUUACGCGGAAGUCGCCGAAACGGUUACCGUUCUGUUAGCUAAAAAGGCUUCAGAUGUUAUUCCGCUGUUGUUCGACUACUUGCUGGCAAUGAUGGACAGAGGUUCGCCAAACGAUGCAAUCAGACACCGCCGUUUGAACGCCGCAAUCGUAGUCUUAUCAGAACUGUUGCACGUCUUAAAAUCCUUCGAAAGCUUUAUGACAACCACGCUUCAUUUGGAAUGUCCAGCGCAAUUAUUGUUCAACGUCAUCGUGGGUCUCGACCUUGUCAUUAAACGUGGCUUAGACUUACUGGAAAAAAAUGUGUUGGAACGAGAUUUAACCAGGUUCAUGAUAUCUGUAAACCCGCACUUCGUAAAACCCGUGAAUUCGCCGGACCCAGCAGAGGAGCAGCUCGGCAUUACCGUUGUCAAAACUCAAACGACCGAAAAACUGGAAAAAAUCUUAAAAGACAUGAGGGCGAUUAUAUUGGAGAUAUCAUCCAUCUGCAAUGAAAUGCGACUUGAAUAAUAAGUUUAUAAUAACACGUACAUGUAUUUUGUAUUCGAAUACCAUGAAGAUUAUUUUCAUUCGAAAUUCAACAAAAAAGAUCCGUCGACUUUUAAAGAACUCGAUAAAUAUGACGAAUCGUUACGAGCUCAGGGCCAGACUGUCUUGGCGAUGCUCGACGACCUGAUGACGGAAAACGACCAAAAAUCUUUCACCCUGCCUGAGGCCAUAAUGGCUAUCAAUAUAUACCUGAACAAUGUUUCCAAUACAUUACUGGUACGAACCUUCUUGGAAGUGUACGAACCAAAGGAUAGCCAGUACAAUGAGGUAGAUGUUUACAAAAAUGAAUUCCAAAAGGCUAGAACACAUAUAAAAGCUAAGUUAAGACAGAGCAUCGGUGAAAAUUGCACCGGGUUGACCCCGGAAUCUUCAUAUUAUAACAUAAUAUCGCGAGACUCGAAAACUCAAAGUCAAGGUCACGAACGUUUAAAUGCAUUGUUGUAUGAUCGAUAUAGUUAUGCAUAUGACAACACUCUCAAACAACUCGAAUUGUAUGCGGACACGUUUAGCGAUAGCGAUUUGGCGGUAAAGUAUUUAAUGUCGCCAAUUUUGAACAGACAAACGUACGUGCAAUAUUAUCCGCAACAAAUGUUGUUCUACGAUAUGUUGUAUCGGGCCGAACUCGAUAUCGACCAAGUGAACUGGUUAAACAACAUCGAACCCGACGAUUUGGAACUGCUGAGGGACGUCACGUUGGUGACCAAAUUGAAAGACGGCACAAAUCCAGACAUAGAGAUACUGUUUUCGAUGGCACAGCGGUGUUUCGAAGUCAAAUGUGUUGAGGCGUUCCAACAGCAAGUGCUGGCGGCAACGGCCCAUCCCCUGAUGUUGUUGGUCGGUUCGUACGUGUCUUUAGUCAAACAUAUGUUUUACACGGGUGACGACAAAUUCGGCGGCGUCUCCACCAGGGUAGAGUUGUUCGGAGAGCGAAUCAACGAUUUGGGCGAGUUCAUACUGAACACGAUGGUCGGUUUCAUACGUUUGGGCCUUUAUACGGAAAAUGAUUUGGAUUAUUUAAAGCAAACCGCACUGGAGCUGGACAAUUUGGUCAAAUACAACGAUAAAGAAAACAUACAGGGGGUCAAACCGAAUUGGAUCCGUCAAAUCUUCAGGCGUUGCUCCACUCCUAUGCAUGUUAACCUGCUGAAUGCAUCGAAUAAGGAGGAAGUCUUCACCAUCAACUCCGAAGAAAAUUGCAACAAUACAAUAAACGCGUUAAGAUUGAGAGCCGAAAAAGUAGGGAAAUACGUGGAAAAUUUGGACAAAUACAAAAGCUUUUAUCACAGGAUUAUUGGCAAUCGAUUUUUUUCUCACGAAAACAUUUUUCUGUACAGACCUGUGUACGAUAUUGUACAAUUAAACAGAAAUGGGUACCAAGUAAUUGUGGGGAGCAGACCUAAAAUUAAAUCACACGAAGGACCAAAUUUGAUGGAUGCCUAAAUUUAUUUGAAUUUAUAUUAUAUUAAUUUCGAAAGUUAGAAAGAUAACCUCUGUUAAAUGUCAAUAAUACAUAUGUUAUUGAUGUUUUAAAAGUUUUAAACAUGUAUGCAGAUACUAUUAUAUUAAAUACUAUAUAUUAUUAUUAUAACUACUAUUUUAUUUUAUGCACUUGUUAAGGGUUGU